Helianthus annuus (common sunflower) is the source of this 1958-nucleotide messenger RNA. RefSeq names its product coiled-coil domain-containing protein 22 homolog. The transcript is spliced from 5 exons. The record is from RefSeq and is a predicted model, not a curated record. The coding region runs from base 34 to 1605 and encodes 523 amino acids. Gene Ontology annotation, molecular function: cullin family protein binding. NCBI's taxonomy places the organism in Eukaryota, Viridiplantae, Streptophyta, Magnoliopsida, Asterales, Asteraceae. Gene Ontology annotation, biological process: positive regulation of ubiquitin-dependent protein catabolic process.
CAUCUCGAGUGAUGAUGGAAACAAGAUGACUCCAUGAGUGUGAGUGUGAGUAAUCGUGGUGAGAGAUCAAUGGAAGAAUCACACGAGAUAUUAUUAAACUCACUUUCAAAAGCCGGAGUUCCGAUCCCGCCGGAAGUUUCCUCCGUUCAAGAUCUAACACCGGAAGCUUUAGUAUCGAUCUGUGCUCAUUCGCUUCGUAUAAUUUCAAACUCGGAUUCAUUUCCGAUCACUUUACCGGAAUCUAUGGCCGAUCGGUUCACUGUAUGCACCGAUCUCGCUUCAUCUGUUAAAGACCUAGGUUACAUCGGCGAUAUGAGCUUUCAUAAGUUCCUGUAUCCAUCUGAAGAAGACAUGUAUAAGCUGAUUAGAUUUUUGGUUGGGAGGCUCUCUGAAUCGUCUCGAACUGCAGUAUCACCCGAAACAGAGGACGAUAAUGCCACUACAACAACACAUGUUGAUAUUCUGGAAAGAUCCGUUAACGAUGCUGAUGAUAGACAGGAUUUGCACACUAAAGUUGAAGACCUGAAACUGAGAACCGAUGAUGUGGCAUCACAUACAAUUCAGUAUGCUGAAGAUGUUGUGACUGAAAAUGGUAAUAGAAGAGAGGAUUCAGAUACCAAUAAUGCCAUAUUAAUAGAGGAUGCUCGGUGUUCUAGAAACUCUGUCGGUGGUAAGGUCGAGGUUAUAUCUCAGGAAGAUGGUCAACAUAAACGUGAGCGGUCAAUGUCGCCUCUUCAAGACAAAUCAUCCCAGGAAAGUGUACGGACGAGUGACAAGACAGAAAUUUUAAUAAAUCAAGAAAAUGUGUUUACAGAUGAAAUGAAGGCAAAAUCAUUGAUGCUACAACAAUUGGAAGAGCAACAUGAUAUGUUGAAAGCAGCAAUGGAAAUGGCUUGUGAUGAACAUACCCCUUUGGAGUCCUACAUAACACAGCUCAGUAAGCAAAUAGAUGCAAAGAAACAUAAUAUAGCAGAAAUGGAGUCAAAAUGGGAAACAAUCAUAAAGCCUUUAAAAGACGAGAAAAGAAAUUUUGAAGAAGAUCUAUGUGCAAAACAACCCGAGUCUCAAGAAAAACAUCAACAGUGGAAAAAACUCGAGCAGGACUUAGAGUCCACAUUGUCUGAAACAAAUCAAAGAGAAAAGGAACUUUUGAAUUUGAAAGAAGAAAUUGAGAAACUACCGAAGUCGGCAUCAAGAAGAUCCUACAUUGAGCGGAUAAAAGAGAUUACUAAAAACAGCCGAAAACAAGACAUUGACAUAGAACGUAUUUUGAAAGAUACCCGAGAUCUUCAACUGGAGAGCAACAUGAUUCAAGAACGCCUGCAUCGAACUUACGCUGUGGUAGAUGAAACACUUCUAAGGGAAGCAAAGAAGGACCAGGUAGGAGAACAAGCGCACAUUUUGCUGACAACCAUCCAUGAGAGUUUUCAAGAAAUUUCAGAGAAGAUCCUUGCAGCUGACAGAACGCGUAGAGAAGAAACGGAUCUCGAAACUAAGCUUUCAAGUAUUGCUACCCGAAGUUUAAACAUGGACAAACUACAAGUGGAUCUUGAUGCCAUCAGGAAAGAAAAUGAAUACCUUGAAUCUCGUUUGGGUAAUCCUUAAGGCCCCGUUUGGUUCACAGAAUUCAUUUUAACUGGAAUUUAAACAAAAGGAAUCGGAAUCUUCUCCUUUCUUACCAAAAUCACCGCCACCUGAUGCCACCACCGCUAAACAGGUUUAUUUUGUCAAACGCAUUGAUUCCCAUUCUGGUAGACGUAUCCAGAUUCCAAUUACUUGACAUAUUUUAGUUGUUUUGAAAAAUUUUGACCAAAUGCCUCCAAGAUCUUUAAACCUUUGAUUUGGGUUAACAGAAAAGAGCAUACUUUAACUUUAUAAAGUUUGUAUGAGCCCGUCUUUCAUUUGAUUUUCCCGUUUUCUUUCAUUCGUCGUAUUAGAAAAUCGUCUUUCAUUGUAAA